AGGGAAAUCAGGUUGCGAGGACAUUUUUCCUUUUCCUGGUGCAUUUUCCUCCCUGGUACUGAGGCCAAAGCGAAGCGGUCUAUGCUGGUACGCUGGGAGCUUCUGAAUCCGGAUAAUACCAUCGAACGUGUAUAGCACGAUGAUUGGACGUAAAGGGUACUCGUUGGAAGUGUACAGGUGGCCGCUCAUCGCACGCAGCUACGGAAAACCAAUGACGAGCGACCACAGAGGCCGAACGUGUUUGUCGUUAGUCGGGAUGUGGAACCCGAGCAGGAAGUUCAGAACAUCGAGAUGGAAGUCAAUAAUGAUGAUAAUGAGAGCGAAUGAGCUUGGCGAAUGUUAAACUGUUGGCGAUGGUUAAACUGCGUUCUAAACUACCUGUCAUCAAUAACACAAGACAUUAGCGCUCACCACGGUAUCACAAACGAUGACUGCAGGAGCCGAACGUUGCUGACAUCUCUGUCGGGAAAAAAGCACCGCAUGGAAGAGAAAGAGUGAGGAGAUGGAGCUGCUCUAUCGUUCUGGAGAAUCGCGGGAGUUCUUCAAGAAACUAAACGCUUCGCAAAAAAGGCUUUGUGCUGCGGGCCGAAAUGUGCAGGCAUCCUGACGAACAGCACUAGGAUGAACACCUGAACAGUGCGCAGGCAGGAGACCAGGAUGGCGUUAAUGAGGACUACACCGGUGCAGUGAACAACGAUGACGUACCGCCCCCGACAACGAGUGAUGUUAAGGAGGUUAUUAACCAGCUAAAGGACCACAAAGCAGCUAGUAAGGAUACACUCGCAGCGGGGCUCUUUAAGAGGAUUGGCGGAGCGGAGCUCACGAUCCUAAAUGGUGCCUUUCAAAUUCUUUCGUCCGUUUUUGUCAUCAAAUGCUAAUAGUAAACAAAUUUGUGGGAGUUUAUCAGAUCGGAUUCAUGUGCGGUUGCUUGACGAUGGACUAUUUUUUUACACUGCGGCAGAUCCUCCAAAAGUUCCGCGAGGAUUAGGUCCCUAAGUUGAUAACAACUGACAACAACAACAGCCGUGAAACUCGAAAACGCAUAGUUAAUGGGAGUCGUAUUUACUAUGGGCUCCGCAAGUCCUUGACAACUCCGACCUCGCACGAGGUGUACCAUAUACAAACCUCCGUGGGUCCCAGGAGAGCCUCACUCUUGCAAAAGAGGCUAUCGUUGGUGUAGUUUCUGUCAAACGUGCUUCCAAGACUUUGGAAUCCCCAGGUCUACAUAACAGAUUCACGUUUUGUGAAAGAUGGUAAGCUCGAAACUAGGACCUAGAUUCCAUUGAAUUUGUAAUUGAAUUGUGGUGUAAUUUGAGGUGCCGCAUGAUAAAUUUGCCUAAUAUGAAAUUCCUUUCUUUUCCAUAUUCCAUAUUCACCGGAGCUUGCUCCGACCAUAUCUCCGGAAUCAGUUGAGCGAUUCGAACUAUAUUCGAAAGCGACAUCUAGAAUUAGAAUACCUUCCAUUUGGCGAUUGCCACAUUCAAACUGGUACAGCAGGUGUCAAGUAUAUUUACUGACACAUUGAGGGUGCUGGUGUUACCCCCAUGGGGUUCCGGUUUCACCCGCACUGGUUGGUGAACUCUGUUUUUAUGUCAGCUUCGAAAAUUGACCAUUACUUGCAAAAUUGCCGUUCAAAAGCACUGAUAUUUCUUAUAUCUCAUGGAAAAUAAUCUAGACAAUGAUUCUGUGAGAGAAACAUAACAAUAUGUGCCAUCAGAUCUCGCAAAACAAUACUUUCCCUUAUGAGGCCGGGCUUGCCCCCAGUUCCCUUAUGGGUUUCUGAAAAUGUACGCAAAUAUCGACAAAAUAGACGAUUUAACUAUUCUUUGAAAUUGUAGAGAAGUUUUUUGUACGGUUCGAGUUCAAACGGUUCCGAGUUCCAGACGUACUUGAGAUCCAUGCAGAAGCGUAUAGCGCUCGUAAGCGAACGCGAGACUACCAACACGACUCAUACGUGCCACAAACGUAGCGCGGUGGAGCGCAUAUUGAGUCGCAGUUUGGUGUAAAUAACAUGUCACUAGCAUUCAAUGACUGAUUAACACAGAGUUGCGCGAUAUAUUUAUUUACUAACACAAUAACCCGACCAGUACAGCCAUACAGUGUCAAACCCACGGCUCUAUAUGAUUGUUCACCAACACAACUACCACAACCGGCAUGACCAGCACGAGAAACUGUGGUUCAGCCACAGCGUCGCGUGAGUCGUGUCUCACGAGCGCUCCACCAUCUCGCGUCAUUUGGCCAAUUUGCGCCGUUCUAUCUGUUUUCAUUAGCCACAAAAACAAGCGCUAUAUCGCGCCAAGUUACUCGCGCUAUAUGCGUCUCAAUUUGCGCCUUGCCUGAUGCUGUUCUUGUUGAAAUCGCCUACGAGCAAAAUGAUGUUUCGAACACCCAGACAUAUACCGCUAUGCAACAAGAUAUUCAACCCAAAUUUGAAACGCUAUGGAGCAAUACCUGAAACAGUAUUGUGAUGAAGAAAUUACAAACUUACUGAACAAUGCGGAUGAUUUGGUACACGUUUCGGUGAACGUCAGCCUUGCCCACCUUCAGCGGAAGCAACCAACCCUAUAUGAAGCAAUUCUACAAUGCAGCCGCGAUGAGCAACCAAGAUGGGAUGCGUGUCUUUUGAACGCUCAAAAAUCUCUGGUAGAAGGUAACAUGUUUCUCGAUCCAGGCUUUCAGAUCAAACAGAACUGCCACGUUCGAUUCGUUAACAUGCCUCAAACGGCGGCAGAGGCGGUGAAAAGAACACCCUUCCCUAGCAACGAUAAUGUCGGUCAGUUUAUGCAGAUCAAAGGCAGCGUAAUUCGUAUGACCCAAGCGCGGUUUCUUGAGUUCAAGCGCGAGUAUGUGUGCAGCCGUUGCAAGAUGGAAUUCCGUAUCGAGGCGGAGUACGAAAAGAACUAUGUGUUCGAUCCACCUAGAUCAUGCCCAUUGGCCACUCAGACGGGUUGCAAGGGGAUUCCCCAUCAGAAGAGUGCCCAACCGCAGGCGGAUUACUGUCGGGAUUUUCAAGAAAUAAGAAUUCAGGAGCUUAUGAGUGAACGCAAUGUUCCCGCAUCGCUUGUGGUUACCCUGGAGAAUGAUCUGGUGGAUAGUUGCCAACCAGGUGAUUGUGUGUCAGUGGUUGGACGGAUUGAACGUCGCUGGGGUCCACUGCAGCCAGGAAAAAUAACUGAAGUCACUGUGGCCAUGAGCGCAAACAGUGUGUCGAAAGAUGAAAACAAGAUGAAUUUGGGAAAGGAUCUACCAGAGCAUCUGGUAUUCGUGCGAGCCGAGUGGCAGAACACGAUUAAAGAGAUCGGUGAGCUGGGAGCGCGGGAUUUACUCGUGCAAUCGAUCUGUCCUGGUAUUCAUGGAAUGUAUCCGGUGAAGCUAGCGAUUGCGAUUUCGUUAGCCAGCUGUACAGAGCGAAUGUUAGGAUGUGGGGCAAAUGUACGAAACCAUUCGCACCUGCUGUUGGUGGGUGAUCCUGGUUUAGCAAAAUCCAGACUGCUGAAAAGUGCAGUUGAGAUAUCAGCUCGAUCCAUUUUUACCACCGGAAUGGGAUGUUCCGCAGCUGGAUUAACUGCCGCCGCCGUCAAAGAAGACGGAGAAUGGCAACUGGAAGCUGGGGCGUUGGUUUUAGCCGACGGAGGCGUAUGCUGUAUCGAUGAGUUCAAUCUCAUGCGCGAACAGGAUAAGACUUCGAUUCACGAAGCGAUGGAACAACAAACGGUCAGUAUGGCGAAAGCAGGAUUAGUCUGUAAACUAAGCACCAGAUGUGUGGUUUUAGCGGCCACCAAUCCGAGAAAUCUUUUCUCCCUUACCGAAAUGGUUGAGAAUGAAAGUGCAAAUUUAGGCGUUGGAGGACCACUGCUUAGUCGAUUCGAUUUGGUGCUAACUUUGGGCGAUACUCGAGAUUGCGAAUGGGACAUCCAUGUGGCCAACCACAUUUUGACACAAUCAAUGGAAGAAGAAGCACAAGAGGCAUUCGAGGAAGUUCCGUCUGGGGGAUAUUGGACUUUGGAACGAUUGAAAACUCAUUUUUUGGCUAUCAAAGAUAUCAAUCCAAAAGUCUCCGAUGAUGCCAAUGCUAUACUGGCUAGUUACUACAAGCUUUGCCGCUCGGACGCAGCUCGUGAUCCAUCCCGUACUACGGUUCGUCUGCUGGAUAGUUUGGUGCGAUUGUCCCAAGCCCAUGCUCGUUUAGUGUUCCGCGAAGAGGUCACAGCGUUGGAUGCGAUAACGGUAAUUCGACUAAUGGAAUCCAGCUGGGGUUUCGGAAAAGUGAUCCAACCAAUGGAUUUGAUUCGUUCGAUGCCUCCACUGGAACCCAGCCGAAAGGAAAUUGCCCAUUUAUUGCAACAACUGCGAAUGGAUAGGAUAACGGACGGGAUUGAGGUAUCCCGAGUCGACAGUGGUAAGAUGGAACAAUACCGGAGAGAGUUAGCCAAAAAGCCCCAAGAGACGAAUUUUGGCAACAAGUGGGAUGAAAUCCUAACACAGCAGAAAACUACACCUGACGGAGAAUUGGAAGGAAGUGAAACCACCUUAAAGAGAAAACAUCUGGAAGCAGGGGAGCUCUAUUCGAAAUAUUCCUUUACACAAAGACAAAAGAAUCAUGUGAAAAAAAUGAAAAAAGAUAUACCUAAAGACCUACAAAAUAUGAAUGAUAUAAACAUGAACGAUCGUGAGAAUGCCAAACCAAAUGCGACGACAUCGGAUCCAAUACAGAAUGCAAGAGAAGACAUAAACAAUCAGCAACUGGAUUGUAUAUUGAGUAGUUUGCGAAAGAAUUUUGUGUCGGAAUUAUACAAAGCUACUCAACCGUCGAGUUCAAGCAACGUUUUGACCGAAUCAGCUCUUGGGAGUGGCAAGUUAGAUACAAGAUUCCCAUCGGCUUUCAGGAGAUCCCAAGUGGCUCGUGAACAGUCGUUUCGAUUGAUGCUCGAUGUCAGUUGCCUUGUGGAGGAUCUCGACGACGAUGCUGGAUUAAACGAACAAAUAAAUUCGACUUCAACCAGAAAGAAUCAACAUUUUUCCGAAACUGAAAGAGAAAACCAUUUGACUCCACCUACCCUGGAAAACGCGGAAAAAGGUGAGAACAAUGAUUUUUCUAAGUUCAGCUUUAAGAGGAAAGUUGCAAAAGAUGUUUCGGAAUCCUCGAAAGCGACAACGACAAACGCCAUAACUGAAAAGAAAGAAGAAUCUCGUUAUCGAUUUGAAUCAAGGCGUAAAACUGAAACUAGCCAAAAUAAGUCUACUUCCAAUACAGUGAAAACAAGUGAUGGAACGCGUAAUCCAAUAAACCCGUCUCUGUCUGAUGAUGAUAGCUUCGAUUCCACGUUCGGUACAGAGGAUAACAUUUUCUCUCGUAGCGAAAAGUGCGCACCAGCUGCUACGGUUUCUGGUGACCAGCCUGUAUCCGAACAAACGCGUAAUAAAUUGCAGAGAUUCCAAUACGUUCCCAAGGAUGUAGGUGCAACUGUAGCUGAGGAAUGUGUAGGAAAAGAGCAGGAUGAUAGCGCUUAUGAGUCUCAACGCCAAGGGUUUUCCAGCACACUAGGGGAAUGUCCUGAUUUAGAUGCCGAAUUAGAAUAUUUAGAUAACAUGAAUUUUUAGUUCGUAAAAUAAAUUUGUGAUCUUUUCCAAAAACAUAGUUUGUUAUGAAAAAUGAAACGAAAAAAAGGCUUAAGCAUAAUUGUUAGAAAUUAUAUGCGUUUUCUUCAUUCUAACACGCUGAUCCCCGUAUCGGUCCCUAGGGACUGACGUUGAGUUUUUCGUUAGAAAAAAGUUGAUCACUGGGACUGACAUGAACAAAAUUAGAAAAUAAUAAAAAAAAUGUUUGUUUUCAGAUUUCGAUAUGUAACUAUUUUCUAGUCGAAUUUUGGACUAUUUUUUAUACAAUAAAUAUCUUCGGGACUGAAUGGAAAGCGCAGCAAAAACAAACCGCGGCUCAACGUGUUAAAUGUUGCUUCUUUUGCUCCAUUCGGUUUAGAAAUAUGGAGAACUCAAACCGGUCAAACCCAGCAGGUUAAACCUUUCAGGAUCAUAAGUAGUCCAAGACUAAAUAUGCCAAUACAACGCAAUAUUUUAGCUAUUGUGGGUUUGAAGUAAGAGAAUAUCACCAGAAAAAACAUAGCAGGGUGUAAAGGUUUCCUAUAAUUUCAUAAAAGUAAAU
Toxorhynchites rutilus septentrionalis is the source of this 6160-nucleotide messenger RNA. Its product is annotated as DNA helicase MCM9-like. Gene Ontology annotation, biological process: DNA replication; double-strand break repair via homologous recombination. The record is from RefSeq and is a predicted model, not a curated record. The transcript has 5 exons. The coding region runs from base 2440 to 5601 and encodes 1053 amino acids. Gene Ontology annotation, cellular component: nucleus; MCM complex. Gene Ontology annotation, molecular function: ATP binding; single-stranded DNA helicase activity; single-stranded DNA binding. NCBI's taxonomy places the organism in Eukaryota, Metazoa, Arthropoda, Insecta, Diptera, Culicidae.